Molecule: messenger RNA, 1444 nt
Organism: Sus scrofa (pig)
Lineage: Eukaryota; Metazoa; Chordata; Mammalia; Artiodactyla; Suidae
Source: RefSeq, a predicted model, not a curated record
AUGCUUGUGCAUGGGAUCUGCUGCUCUGCGCACCGACCCACCUCGCCAGCCCAGCCUCUGGUGUCAGAGAAAAGGGACAGUGUUCAGAGUCACGACUCCGGGUUGCCCCUGCCCCCACCCCCACGGAGAGCUACUGGACCUAUUCCCCCCACAACCCCCACAGCCCCAUCAGGACACCCAGAUAGGGCUGGAGCAAGGACCUGGGCCUCCUCAUCUCCCUGCUCUGCGAGUGUUACUCUGUGUCCUAAGGGAAGAGCUGACACCGCACCUCCCUGUUCCCAGGAAGUCUACCGUCUGGACCGCCCUUCCUCACCCCGCGCCGUGGGCCACCCCUGCCACUUGGACCAAAGGCAGAGUUCUGUCCCUCUGUAUGUGGUCAGCGUGGACGGGAGUGGCUUCCAGAGCCUGCCCAGGCCAGGCCGUGAACUACUGCACCUGCUCGGCCCGCCUCUCAGGGACCCCAGGCUCCCCAGCCAGGAUGCAGGAAAAUUGAGGGGAACACCUCUGAGCACCCCUUCAUUGCCGAGCCUCAACUCCACACACCUCGGAAAUACGUCACCCCCAGAGCCUGGCAUCCGAAACCCUACCGUCUGCCUCCAAACCAAUGAUACCCUGGCCUUCCUGGUGACCCAUGAGCAUUAUCCCAACUAUGACCUGGGCCACUUCUAUAACACACCUGGGGCAUUUGACUGGGGGCGCUUCCGGGCCCUGGCUGAGGAGUCCCAGCUCCAAGGUCAAAGCCCGCACCUCUUCCUGCAGCAGUUCCAGCAGCCUGGCGUCUAUGUCUUUCAUCUGAACAGCAAUCGGCAUCGGAAGAUGUAUGUUCGCACGCUUCCGCCAGGGGGCCAGUGUUUUGGGGAAGGACCCUUUGUCCCCACGACUCCGGGGUAUCUCAUCCAAACUGGCAUCGCCAAGAUCCCCAAGCCCCUGAAGAGGUCCGACUGGCCAGGAGUCCUGGGGGAGAUUGUCCUGCUCCUGGGGCUCUGCCUGCUUCUGUUGAUUCAGUGUCACAGCCUGAGCUGGGCCCGGAAGGCGGCUCCCCAACCCACCUUCAGGAAGCAUCAGCAGGGCUACAACCUAGACGCCUACGCCUCCCCAAGCACUCAGAUAACAUCCAUUAGGAGAGGCCGACCACACCAAGACUCAGACACCCUCAGGGUUAAGGGAGGUCAUGGUGAGUGACGGGCUUUGGGCUGGAAUCUCAGAGGUGCCCCCAAAUCCAACUGGCCAGCUCAAGCUUCCUUGCUCAUCCUCUUAGAUGAAUUAUUAUUCCACUUCUCUUCACUCACUCAUUCAUUCACUCAGUAAAUGUUGAUUGAGUAGCCACUGUGUGCCAGACAUGGCCAGAUUCUAGGAGCACACAGCAUAGAAUAAGACAGAGACAUCUAAAUACAAACUUUCCUGUUGUAACACAGUGGGUUAAGAAUUUAACGGCAGCAUAGAG